Messenger RNA from Schistocerca americana (American grasshopper), 2167 nucleotides. It is a transcript of the gene Pgm2a, whose product is annotated as phosphoglucomutase-2. Gene Ontology annotation, molecular function: phosphopentomutase activity; magnesium ion binding. The record is from RefSeq and is a predicted model, not a curated record. Gene Ontology annotation, biological process: purine ribonucleoside salvage; carbohydrate metabolic process. Lineage: Eukaryota; Metazoa; Arthropoda; Insecta; Orthoptera; Acrididae. Bases 284 to 2110 code for a protein of 608 amino acids. The transcript has 11 exons.
CGCCAUAGAUAAUUAUCAGCUGAUCCAUUCGUUGGUAAUGGUAUCAGUAUCAGGGUUAACAGUUGAAGUUUACGUUUCGUACUUUCGUUUAUUUGUCUCUGUCGGAGAGUGUACUCUAUUUAGCACAUGCAAUUAAAGAUACAUAUCCUCCUUGAUACCAGCGAAAGAUCUUGCCAAAAAUUCUUUGCGUGUGACGUAUAGCACUGAGUUCCAGUGAGCUAAGUGCGUUUGCAAACAAUCACGAGAAAGAUUGAUUGAGAACUGGAAGAACGGAAAGGGAAACAUGCAGAAGGUCGACAGCAAGUUACAGGAGAAAAUUGACGAAUGGCUUGAAUGGGACAAGAAUGAAGGCACUACCCAAGAGAUCAAGUCACUCUGUGCAUCUGGUAAUUAUGAAAAGUUGUCAGAUAUUUUAUUAAAUCGCCUUGAAUUUGGAACAGCCGGCUUGCGAGGACGAAUGGGGACCGGUUAUGCUCAAAUGAAUGAUUUAGUCAUUAUACAGACGACACAAGGAUUUACAUCUUAUUUGGAAGAGGUAACAAAACAGUCACCUGCUGCAAUGAAUAGUGUUGUUAUUGGAUAUGAUAGUCGCCACAACAGCAAAAGAUUUGCUCAGUUGGCUGCGAACAUUCUCAUACGCAGAAAUGUGCAAGUGUAUUUGUUCUCACAAAUAUGUCCAACACCAUUUGUUCCAUUUGCCAUUCUGCAUUUCAAAUGUGCUGCUGGAAUCAUGGUAACUGCAUCACAUAACCCUAAGGAUGACAAUGGAUACAAAGUAUAUUGGAGCAAUGGUGCACAGAUCAUAUCUCCUCAUGACAAGAACAUACAGAAGCAUAUUUUAAAUAAUCUUUGCCCCUGGGAAAAUUCUUGGGACACAUCAAUAUUACAAAGUAGUCCUCUCAUGAAAGACCCUCUACGAGAAGUGUGGGAUGCAUACUAUAGCAGAAUUCAAGAUGACAUAUUGUUUGCAAAUUUAAAUGCUAACACAUCAGUUAAAUUUACGUAUACACCACUGCAUGGUGUUGGAUAUCCGUAUAUGUUACAGGCUUUUAACACAGCCAAUUUUAAGCCAUUUAUAGUAGUUGAAGAACAGAAGGAACCUGAUCCAGAAUUUCCCACUGUAAAAUUUCCAAACCCAGAGGAAGGAAAAAGUGCUCUGAAUCUUUCUUUCACCACAGCAGAGGCUCAUGGAAGUACCAUUAUUAUUGCCAAUGAUCCUGAUGCUGACAGAGUGGCAGUAGCUGAGAAGUCUUCUUCUGGUCUCAUUUUCAGAGGUGAUGCAUGGCACGUAUUUACUGGAAAUGAGUUAGGUGCCUUGUUAGGAUGGUGGAGCCUUUUUUGCUUCAGAAAACGCUUCCCGGAGACGGAUAUGAAAGAUGUUUAUAUGAUGGCCAGCACUGUCUCUUCAAAAUUUUUGAGGUCCAUGGCAAAUGUGGAAGGAUAUAAUUUUGUGGAAACACUGACAGGCUUUAAAUGGAUGGGAAAUAAAGCUGACCAACUUAUUGCAGAAGGGAAGCAUGUUAUCUUUGCAUUUGAAGAAGCAAUUGGAUUUAUGUUUGGAACAGCAGUGCUUGACAAAGAUGGAAUUUCAGCUGGAAUACGUGUAGCUGAAAUGGUGGCGUAUUUGCAAUCAAACCAGUUGACCCUCGCUGAUAAGCUGAAUGAUCUGUAUACAAAAUAUGGUCAUCACAUAAGUAAAAAUUCUUACUUCAUAUGCCAUAAACCAGAGAUAAUGAAGAAGAUAUUUGAAAGGUUACGGAACUUUCAAGAUGCACCAGGCACUUAUCCAGGAUCACUUUUACAAGGAAAGUACCAAGUAAUUGGUGUUAGAGAUCUUACAACUGGUUAUGAUUCCUCACAACCAGAUAAGAAAGCUCUGCUGCCUACAUCAAAAUCUAGUCAGAUGCUGACUUUCACAUUUAAGAAUGGACUAGUUGCUACCCUGCGUACUAGUGGUACUGAACCAAAACUCAAAUACUACACAGAGCUCUGUGCGUCACCAACUGAACAGAAUAUUGAAGUACUCAAAGAUACCUUAGAAGAUAUGAUCAAAGGCAUUAUUGAAGAAUUUCUGCAACCAGAAGUUAAUGGGCUCAUCCCAAGGCAAUAAAAACAUGUAAUAACUGUAUUGUCUUCACGUGUACAAUUACAAAUGUACUUGUAUUUA